CAUCCUCAAUCUCCACGAAAUAGCUGCCAUAGAUGUCUGCUAACUGGUUAUUUUCCACUCCUUGUUCAAAACUGAACCACCACCUCUACUGUCGCCUCCGUAACCACCGCCUGUAUUUCUCACCGGCGAUCCUAUUUUCCGGCACCGGAAAACAAAUGGUCGCCACUAGCAGCAGCAGCAGCAGCAGCAGCAGUUCAAAUCCCAAUAGCAAUAAAGGUGCAUUUACAACAAUUAAAGAAAGGGCCACUUUUGAAAAAGAAAUAAAAAAGAGCAAAUUUAUUGCAAUUGCUGGCCAUAUUCCUGACGAGCGUUCUGCCCAAUCCUUCCUUUCAGAGGUAAAAGACCCUCGAGCUACUCAUAAUUGUUGGGCGUACAAGGUUGGAGAACAAUAUCGGAGUAAUGAUGAUGGCGAACCAUCCGGUACUGCUGGCAAGCCAAUACAUUCUGCAAUUGCAUCCUCAGGGUUGGAUAGAGUCAUGGUUGUUGUGAUAAGGUACUUUGGAGGAAUUAAGCUUGGCACUGGCGGUCUAGUUAGAGCUUAUGGAGGAGUAGCUGCAGAAUGCUUGAGAAACGCUUCAACAUGUCUCAUAAAGUCUAAAGUUCCGAUGGGCUUGGAGGUUCCUUUUGACCUGUUAGGGGUUUUAUACCAUCAGCUCCAGUCUUUCCAAGCAGAGGACAUCAAGCAGGAUUAUGAUACCGGAAAAGAUGGAGUCACCAUGGUCACUUUCAAAGUUGACUUUGACCGUGUACAAGGUUUAGAGGAAGCUAUUAAGGCCAACUGCAGCCGUGACAUUGUAUUCUACAAACGCUAAAAUUUUGCCAUAUCAGUUUGUUUGAUUGGUUCGGUUCCAUCUUGCUGGAACUUAUGGAGAUCUUAAAUACCUUCUUCUCCAGAAGCAAGCUGCUCGUCAAGAUGGAUAAUAACAUUCACUCUUUUCCGAUAGGUUCAAAGCAUUGCUCUUGUUCACUCCAAAGUCUGAGCUAACAGUUUAGUGAGUGGAUUAGCUUCUUUACCUGAUUGAUACACUCUAGCUGGAAGUAGAUUGCACUUUCCGCCCGUCUCCUUUUUUUGGCUUCGUUCUGUGAUUGGGAGUCACUAUAGGAAGGACCUUGAAAGCUGAGAGGUGGAUUGUCCUCAUUUGCUUUCAUGUUUAUACAACUUCCAGAAAUUUAUACUUGUACAUCUACUAAUACUUGUGUUUUCAGUUCUUAUGAAUAAGAAAUGGAUGUCUAUACAGUUUA
This is a messenger RNA of Nicotiana tabacum (common tobacco), 1242 nucleotides long. RefSeq lists its product as uncharacterized. Gene Ontology annotation, cellular component: cytoplasm. The record is from RefSeq and is a predicted model, not a curated record. NCBI's taxonomy places the organism in Eukaryota, Viridiplantae, Streptophyta, Magnoliopsida, Solanales, Solanaceae. Gene Ontology annotation, biological process: regulation of translational initiation.